UCCGAGGGCGCCCCCCCCCACCCCCUGCCACUCAAGGCCCGCUACCGCUGGCGGCGCGCGCGCCCGCCACAGACGUGCAGCGGACCAAUCGGAGAGGAGGGACGGCUUCUUCGCCCUGCCCCUCGCGGCCUCUCACGCAGCGACUUACCAGGUUCCCUCCCCCACCCCUUCCUUCAACCAAUCAGGAAACGGCUCUAAGGGAGCGCGCGAGGUUUCCUUCCCCGCGCACCCGUUCUCACCGUUAAACGGCUGCGUCUCGCGACAAUCCUAAAGUGACCUUCCUCCCCCCCUCCCCCGCCCCACGAGCUCGACGCGCGCUAGGGGCAGUGGGAGGAGCAGGUCCCGCGAGGAGAUUGGUGGGAGGAAAACGCACCUUUUUCCCCGCCUCGCGCGCACCCUGGACUGGCUGCGCGCGCACCUGCCUCCCUAAGGAGCCGCUAAUGCCACAGGGCUCUUUCUAUCCUUCUUCCUUAAGCCGUGGAAGUAGCCUUGGCGUUCUUCUGCCUCCACCCCGACCCCACUUUCCUGUCUGUGGCCUUUCUGUCCCCAGCGCCGCCAGGUCUUGCGGAAAGAAGGGGAAAAUUUUUUGAGUUGUCGCUUCUCCUUUAAGAAAAAAAACGCCGUCGGCUGCCGGAUGAAAGUCUCUGAAAAAAUGGCGGCGGUAGAACAGAGGCGGGGUCGUGAGGGCAAGGAGGGCCCGCCUCUUGGCGCAUGCGCAGGGUCAACUUGUCAAAAGGCAUCCUGGGAGAUGAAGUCCUGAAUAUCCUGAGCUUUAGGAAAAGACGACAGGCAACCGGAGGCGUAGAGGAUGCUGGGAGGUUUUGAGUGAUGCACGAUGGGAAAGGUAGUUUACUCGUUCUGCAGUGGGCGUUUGUUCUUUCAAGGAGGUAGUAUUUCCGGGUUAGGCCACGAAACUUGCACAGAUCCCAGCUGUGUUGUCGGGGCAGUUGCUGGUUGGGAUAGCUUAGGACUGUUUUCCCGACUUUGGAAUCGGUGUUGGCGACACAUUUCUUGGGUGGCCACGUUCACAGUGGCCUGGGUUGGUUACUUUGCACCUCCUAGCGUUCAUGUUUGCAGUAUACGCCUCGUCAUCUUACGUGUGACCCGUGAGCUCCUAGAGGUCAGGCACUGAAUCUGGAUCCGUCGGGUGCUUGGCGCAUAGCACAAACCCACCACUCAUUUGGUUCUUAAUGAAAGUCUGUGGAGGGGCGCCUGGGUGGCUCAGUCCAUUAAGCCUGGGACUUCAGCUCGGGUCAUGAUCUCACAGCUGGUGGGUUCCAGCCCCACGUGGGGCUCUGUGCUGACAGCUCAGAACCUGGACCCUGCUUUGGAUUCUGUGUCUUCCUCUCUCUGUCUCUACCCCACUCGCACUCUGUCUCUCUGUGUCUAUUAAAAAUAAACGGUAAAAAAAAAAAUUUUUUUUUAAAAUAAAAGUUUGCGGAAAGGAUUCUAGAGUUGCUGUUUUACCAGAUGUUGGUGCCAAGGAGCUGGCGUCAGCUGCCUAACUUGGCUGUGGUCCCUGGGCUGCAGGGAAGGGGGUAGGGUGAAGGGUUGUUAUCGUGAUUCUGUGACCUACUCAGAGAAACCCAAGGCCUCUUUCAUGCUCCCUCCCUCAAAGCCACUUGGCUUCUGUGGUUUUGAAUGUUUCUGCUGCACAGGAAGCACGGUCAGAAUAGCAGCUUUGUCAGAAAUUACCUGUCUGUUCACUAGCAUAUGCAACUAUAUUAUCCUAAUGCGUCAAAUGGGAGUUUCCAUUUGUUUUCCAAGUUGCAGUCAGUGACUCCUGCAUUCCUUCCUUACUGCUUUUCAUGAACUAUACCCAGGAAGCGAUGUGAGAGAAUGGUUCUUACCCCUAGAAAAUAAAACAUCCAGGGUUAAAACCCCCCAGAGAAAGCAGUUGGAAACAAGAUCUGGGGAUCCAAUUCUAAAUUUCACAUAAAUCAUUAAGUUAAACUGCAGAUGGAGUCUAAUAUUUGCAAGCCAAGUGCUGAAGUGCAUUUUUCCUCGGUGUCUUGGCUUAGUUACCAGUUCAGAUGAGGCAAAUGGCAUAUUUGCUGUCGAGUGUUCUGCACUUUCAUAGGACUAGUGACAUUUCAGUUGUAAAAACUACAGAUUAGUGUGGAUGGGAAUUUUUUCAAACCCAUCUGGACUUUUGGAACAGCACUGACAUCCAAUGGCUGCUCAAAGUAAUGCAGAGUGGGAAUCUUUUGAUUAAAAAAAAAAAAUCUUUGUGUCAGGAGGGAAUGAAAGAAUCAAUAAUUCCUUUAGAUCAACCAAAAAAAAAAAAAAAAAAAAGACCACUGGAUUGCAGAGGAAAGAUCACAGGCAUUGAAACUAAAUCUGGAUUGGGGCGCCUGGGUGACUCGGUUGGUUGAGCAUCUGACUUCAGCUCAGGUCACGAUCUCACAAUUCAUGGGUUGCAGUCUCACAGUUCGUGGGUUGGUGGGUUUGAGCCCUACCUCGGGUUUUGCACUGACAGUGAGAAGCCUGCUUUAGAUUCUCUCUCUCUGGAUUAUAGUAAAUAGUAAAGCUACCUAUAAUUCUGUUAAUUUCCUCAAGUUACCACUCCUUGAAUUUAUUUCACUACUGGUAGAGAUGGAGAUAAUAAUAUCUGUUUCACAGGGCCAUAAUUAUAGUUCUUCACACACUGCCUUCUCAUAGGAGGCCUUUUGUAAAUGUUUUAUUUCAUUCAAGGUGAGUAAAAUCAGAGUGGUAAAAGAUGAAAGUUAAUCUCAGUGUCCUUUUUCAGAGAAAUUGCUAGAAAGCAACAUAGCUAAGCAGAAAUUGUGCUUCACUGAGACAUCUGCAGCUUAACGCCUUGUGUCUUGUCUUCCCAUUUCAUUCUUCAUGACUGCUAUAGUUGGUUGUGUUUUGGACCACAGACGUAGCCAGGCCCUGAAAAUCUAAAUGUGACUACUACUCUGCCCUGCUGUUAAUGGAUUUACAGUCUAUUCAGGAAAGCAGGGAAGCAUAGUUUCAGGAUAAUUAAGUGAAUGAAGACAGCAAAACGAAUUGGGUGCUGGUUAACUGAUGGAAAUUUUAUGAAGGAAACUGCUUUUGUGGUCCCCAGCUUUAUGUGCACACACACGCAUACACAUACUCACAUACACUCACACACGGCGGGUUUUCUGAUGCUCCAGCCACACUGGAGGAAACAAGUGCAAAUCUGCCACUCCCAUGAAUUCAAGAUGAAUCCUGGCACAUAGUAGGAGUUCAAUUUUUUCAAAGUUAAUUUUGAAUCUUUAUCACCCUGUCCAAUGCACUAACAGAACUCAAAUCCUACUACCCAUCUUUCUAUGUCCCAUUUUUAGAACCCUAACUUUUCAAAAAGAAAAGAAAAAAAAAAACCUCACCAAAUCAAAAGAGAGGAAGUGCUACGCAAAUACAGGAACCAAAAAGGGUUAUAGAGGCUGCUUCAUGCUGUUUCGUUUAGUUCCUUUGCAGUCCUCUUCAGCACAUGCUAAAACAGUUCCUCACAACCUGUGGGACCAGCGCAUCUUGGGGUGCGUGACAAUGGAAGAGUUAGAUGCCUUAUUGGAGGAACUGGAACGCUCCACUCUCCAGGACAGUGAUGAAUCCUCCAGCCCAGCUCCUCUUUCCCUGGAUCAGCAUUCCAGAAAGGAGACUGACCUUGCUGAGACUUCAGGUGUCCCUUCUGUUCAGAAUGAUACAAGUCCCUUGCUGGUACAGCUCGUGUAUACGACCCAUAUCCAGGAGCCCAAUAUCUACAGUGAGGUCCAAGAGCCAAACAAAGCACGGCUGCCUCCUAAAACCUCAGCAGCUGCCCAGCUGGAUGAGCUUAUGGCCCAUCUGUGUGACAUGCACACCCAGGUUGCAGCGAAAGCAGAUGCCAGCAAGAAGCACUUAGCAAACAAGCAGGAUCAGAAAGCCUCCCUGGACUCAAUGCUGGGGGGUUUGGAGCAGGACCUGCAGGACCUUGGAAUUGCCACAGUGCCCAAGGGCCACUGUGCUUCCUGUCAGAAGCCGAUUGCUGGCAAGGCGAUCCAUGCUCUGGGGCAAGCGUGGCACCCGGAGCACUUCGUCUGCGCUCACUGCAAAGAGGAGAUUGGCUGCAGCCCCUUCUUCGAGCGCAGUGGCUUGGCCUACUGCCCCAAGGACUACCACCACCUUUUCUCCCCGCGCUGUGCUUACUGCGCUGCUCCCAUCCUGGACAAAGUGCUGACGGCAAUGAACCAGACCUGGCAUCCGGAGCACUUCUUCUGCUCGCACUGCGGAGAGGUGUUCGGGGCGGAAGGCUUUCACGAGAAGGACAAGAAGCCGUACUGCCGGAAGGAUUUCUUAGCCAUGUUCUCACCCAAGUGUGGUGGCUGCAACCGCCCAGUGUUGGAAAACUACCUUUCAGCCAUGGACACCGUCUGGCACCCGGAAUGCUUUGUUUGUGGGGACUGCUUCAGCAGUUUUUCUGCUGGAUCCUUCUUUGAACUGGACGGACGUCCCUACUGUGAGCUGCAUUACCACCAGCGCCAAGGAACACUGUGCCGCGGGUGCGGGCAGCCCAUCACCGGCCGCUGCAUCAGUGCCAUGGGCCACAAGUUCCAUCCUGAGCACUUUGUCUGUGCUUUCUGCCUGACACAGUUGUCAAAGGGCGUCUUCAGGGAGCAGGAUGACAAGACCUACUGUCAACCCUGCUUCCACAAACUCUUCCCACUGUAAUCUCAGCUGACCCCACGGUCCCUGCAGAUGCCCUGUAAAGUUUAAACCAGGAGAGCAAAGAGUGCUCUGUUGUUACCGCUCUUCUCAGUGGGCAUAGAGAGAAAGUAAAUAGAUCUAGAAAGAACCUUCUAGAUGUUACAUGGCUAGGCUUGCAGUCUUAGGUUUUAGAUUUCUAGUCUUUUUCUUUUUUUUUAAAUCGGGUACUUGGAUCUAUAUCUAGGUCCUGCUGUUAGUGCCUCUGCAGAUGCGUCUUCCACAUGCACACAUUUAUUUCACCGCUGGUUGUCUCCCAUUUUCACCCCGGGGACGACCCUGCCCAUGUCUUCUCUCCUGUGGCCCUCAUAACUGGGCCUUUUCACACCUCCCUGGUUUCCCUCUGGGACUCAUUUUCCUUUGACCGCUGCAUUAUCCUUGCUGUCAGCAGUCCUGAGGCCCCUCCCAAGUUCCCUUCAUCUCUCUUCAGUAUACUUCUCUUUUUCAAGAGGAUGUCGGUUUUAACUGGACUACUUUGAGUACCAACAUCACUGAUAAAUAAAACGGCUUUUAGUUUUAAUGUCUUGCUGUCAUGUUUAGAGAUAAACUUCCGCUUCCUGGGUUAUAUACUAGGUACUAUGUGCAAUUAAAUUCACAUCAUAUCUCUUGUUUACUUCCACACAAUAGGCACUUUGUUUUAAUCAAAAGAAAUUGAAAGGAGGGAUUCCUGUUCACUAAGUUUUCUCUUAAUCUGGGCCCUUAACAUUCAUUUCAUCUUAGUUUUUGCAUUGAGGUGAUUGAAUCAUCUUAAAAGAUGGCAAAGCUCCUUAAAAUUGUUUUUGUCACUUUGUUCUUGUGGUUUGUGGGUUCGAGCCCCAAGCUGGUCUCUGUGCUCACAGCUCAGAGCCUGGAGCCUGCUUCUCCCUCCCUUUGUUUACCUAAAGUGAAAAAACAGAUCUCCACUAGACACUUGAAAAUUCUUAUUUGCCUAUGUAUGCAUUGCUACAAACUCAUAAAAUUGUAUGUAUUAAAUACAUCCAUUUUUUAUAUCAAUUAUAUCUCAAUAAAGCUUUUUUUUUUUUAA
Molecule: messenger RNA, 5731 nt
Organism: Acinonyx jubatus (cheetah)
Lineage: Eukaryota; Metazoa; Chordata; Mammalia; Carnivora; Felidae
Gene: LPXN
Product: leupaxin
Exons: 9
Coding region: 3418-4674 (418 amino acids)
Biological process (GO): positive regulation of substrate adhesion-dependent cell spreading; cell-cell junction organization; cell-cell adhesion
Cellular component (GO): cytoplasm; focal adhesion; cell-cell junction
Source: RefSeq, a predicted model, not a curated record